Molecule: messenger RNA, 342 nt
Organism: Racocetra fulgida
Lineage: Eukaryota; Fungi; Glomeromycota; Glomeromycetes; Diversisporales; Gigasporaceae
Source: the annotation of a GenBank genome assembly
UCUAAAUCAAACAAACUGGAUCAGAAAAAGGAAAAUGAGAUAGAAACCGUACCUGCAAGAUCUGAUAACAUCGACGAUGAUGAAACCGAAGAUGAAAGUGAUCAUAAGACAUUGGUUGGACAUGAGGAUGAGAAUGAUGAAGGCAAAAUCAGCGUACAGCAUCAAGAACUUGCUAAUAUGAACCAUUGUGGUGAAAUAAGUAUCAGCCAAGAUGAAAUUUUUGAUAAAAUCCAUUGUGGAUCUUGCUAUCAAAAUAAUACCAAUCUUGGAGUUGGAAGAAAGAAAAUGGAAACCAAAGAUAUUGAUGAAGAUAAAGAAGAUUGUAGAACAUUAGAAACCUAA